AGGAAAAACGAAGUUAGCGCUGCUAGCUUGUAGCCUAGCUAUGAAACCCUGUAACAACCAAACCUCGCUAUCGAGUACGCAUACUACGCAUAUAGCUAACGACCCAUCUGACUAAUUUACAGGGACGGUUAAAGAUAACCGGAUCAAAUGGUUUAUGAGUCUGUGCAGUCAUGGGUGACAUGAAAACCCCAGAUUUUGAUGAUCUGCUGGCUGCGUUUGACAUCCCUGAUGCCACAGGGUUGGAUGCUAAAGAGCCUAUCCAAGGGGGUCAUGAGGAGGCUGAGAGUCAGCUGAAGCACUCGGGGAUAUGUCUGGAUGACAGCUUAUUGAGCAACCAAGCAGUUACAGCAUCAGAUAUACCUGCUGUAAGUGUUAUUGUGAAAAACACAAGUCGUCAGGAGUCACUGGGGGAUUUUGAAGAUAGGCUUCACACAGACUUGGUGUUACAAAAUGGAUUCAGGGGACAAGAGUCCUCCAUUGACUCUGAGAUAACUGAUCCUGACUUCUCCAAAUCGUUUGCCUCUGCUUUGAAUGGUGAGAGUUCAAGGGAGUUUGGAAAGGCACCUAUUCAGCACAAACCUGAUGGAGCAAUAUUUUCCCAGUCGAUGUCUCAUUUUAGUCCCAUCUCAAGUCCUGAGUCGGAAGACACUCAAUGUAAUAGAGAUGAAGCGCACCCAACACAAGAAAAACCCUGUUUCCCAGAAGCCCCAGAUUUGGUGGAGGCUUCAGUACCAGAGAAUCCCCCAAAAGUGGACCUCUGCCUUUUCGAUGACUGUCCUGAGGACUCUGAUGUUCCCAAGAACACUCAAAGUAGCAGAACAGAAAACAGUCAAAUUGACGUGCCCUCUGAUGGUAACGAAAUGGAUUUAACACCUAAAGUACGCAGUGCAGUUCACUCGCCAAUCAGUAACCAGAACUUUGAGUCCAACUGCAAUUCAGGAACUACAAAGGAGGUUCACAUCCCUUUUCCUUUUGUCAAAGCCCCGACAUCUAAAUUAUCAUCUUGCCUUGAGGCUUUGGCAGCACUGAAUGCCAGAAAAGAUCCCACUGAGCCAUCAGCAUUUCACAACGAUUGCAUGAAAGCAAGCUCCAAGGUCCCGAUAUCCCCAAGAAGUCCUCGAAGUCCACUUGAAGUUGUAAAACGUUUAAUGAAGCCCUCUGAUAGCCCCGUAAGCAUCUGUAGUGAUAGUAGCGGUAAAGCGUCCCCUGCCGUGGCAUCCGGGUCACCCCCUGUUAUACCCCGGGUCAGAAUUAAAACCAUCAAAACCACAUCUGGACAGAUCAAGCGCACAGUCACCAGUGUUCUGCCUGACUCCGAGACGGAUGAAGUUCACUCUACCUAUGAAUCCUCUCCAUCUCAGAGUAUGAUGAGUGAAGACUCUUACUGUAAUAUGUCUCCACAUCUGUCUCAAAGUGUGGCCGAUGAUGUUGAUGUACAGAGUAAAGUCACAUCAGCUAGUGCAUUGUCACCCAAAGUAUUACUUAAAAAAUCAGAAGCUAACUCCAGGAAGUCAGGCACAUCACAGUCUGCACCAGUAGUUCAUAACACCAGUGGAUCUGUCAAAAGACAUGUUCAGGUGCAGAGACCAAAGAGAGUGUCAGCCGCAACAGGACCUCCGACAACAAACACAAACUUCCUCCCUAAAGCAAUGCACUUAGCAAGUUUGAACCUUGUCCCUCACAGUGUUGCUGCCUCAGUAGCUGCACGAUCCACCUGUAGUCAACAAAGCCAACACGCACUCUCCUCUACGGUGUGCAGUACUGUCCCAUUGGUACAUCAGGUCAAAACAGCCAGCCCUUCUCCUCGUUCAUACAUUCCUAACACAGCUGCAGGAACCUUGAAUAGACUGUUGAACAACACUAACCCUGUGCCUACAUAUGUGCCCAACCUGAACCCCCCUCCAUUGAGCAACAUCAACCUUCCACCACGCGGCUACUGCUGCCUCGAGUGUGGGGACUCCUUUGGGGUUGAGAGGAGCCUUGCAUUUCAUUACAAUAGGAGGAGUGUUCACAUUGAAGUAGGAUGUACACACUGUGCGAAGACCAUGGUGUUCUUUAACAAGUGUGCCCUGUUGGCACAUGCCCGUGAGCACAAGAGCAACGGCAUGGUGAUGCAGUGCACACAGCUCCACAUGAAACCCAUCGCUGCAGAGCAUAUGUUUGUACCGCUGAACGUUGAACCUGUGAACGCGGACUCUUACACUUCGCCCUCGCCCUCACCCUCACCCUCACCUAAAAACCCACCCGUCCUGCCAUUAUAUCCAGACAGUAUCAUUCGCCAUAAAAUCCGGUGCUUGGAGUGUAACAAACAGUUACCUGACUUCAAAGCACUGGCGGGCCAUUACCAGAGGACGUCAGAGGAUGUGGAAGGACUUAUAUGUAAGAUGUGCUCAAUGUUGCUACCCAACAAGUGCAGCUUCAGAGCUCAUCAUCGCAUUCACACACACAAGUCUCCUUAUGUUUGUCCCGAGUGUGGCGGCCUGAGUCGGUCUGCAGACGUACAGAAGCACGUCAAGGAAAACUGUCUGCACUACGCUCGCAAGGCUUGGUACAAAUGUCUUCACUGUGAUAUGGUUUUCAAGACCCUUCAAGGACAAAAGGCUCACAUUGAAGAGAAACACUGUGAGGUCUUUUACAAGUGCUCCAUGUGUCCAGUGGCCUUAAAGACCAGUGAGAGCUGUGAAAUGCAUUUGAAAAAUAAACACGGUGCAAGCAAAACAACCCCUCAGUUAAUCUUUAAGUGUUCCUGUGAGACCAUUUUCAAGAAGAAGCAGCUGCUGUUUCAGCAUUUCCAUCAGAACGCCCAUAAGCACGUCACCUGUGUAUUCAAGUGUCCAGAGUGCAACUCCGUCUUUCCACAAAAGCACUUAUUAAUGCAGCACUUCAAGUCUGUGCAUGUAGGAAACCUGACGGCAGAGGCGGAGAAGAACAGCAGACAGCAAUCUGACAACGCUGAGUGCCAUCAGGCCUCUCAUCCCGUCCCACAGCAGAAGACGAGUCACGGUCCUGUGAAACACACAGAUAGUCCCAGAAAAAAGGCUGAGCAGGACGGCAGGCCGCGCGUGAAGCCCACUGGCUGGACAUGUGGCAAGUGUCUCCAGUGGUUCCCCGAAAGAGACUCAUAUGUUUCUCACGUGAAGAGCAAACACGGGAAGUCCGUGAAGAAGUAUCCAUGUCAACAUUGUGAGCAAUCUUUCAACUCUACCACCAGUUUGAGAAGACACCUUCGCAACGACCACCACGGAAAAAAGAAAACCUACACUUGUUGGUAUUGCACGGACACAAAGACAGUAUUUACAACCAGUUUGAAGCUGAAGAACCACAUCAGUCUAAUGCAUGGAAUUAAAAAUCCUGAUCUCGACCAAAUGCCGAAAACAGCCACACAGCAGUCAAAAAAGGCUUUGGGGAAGGGACGUGUACCAGAGAAGCCCUCAGGUGGCUCGCAGAAGGAAGGGCGGGAUCGCAGUGUGAGUGUCGAGGCUCCCUCGGCGAAGCGUCCGAAAACCCAGUUCCGCUGUUCCAAGUGCGGCUUCGCCACCGACGACAGCGCGCAGUUCCAGCAACAUAUACCUCAGCAUAAAACCGACGGGAACACUCCACAGUGCCUCCACUGCGGCCUGUGCUUCACGUCGGUGCUGUCCCUCAACAGACACCUUUUCAUUGUACACAAAGUCAAAGAGCCCGAGGAAGAGGAGAUGGAAGAAGCCAAGCUGGAGGCAAAGGGGCUGGAUAAUCACACGGUUAAAUCUGCCGAGACUGACGAGGUCAAUCAUUUGUCACCGGGGCGAAGCAAAGCGGAGGCGCCGCAGACGGAAGAGCCGGCGAGUCCACGCCGCGAAAACAUCGCGGACUGUGAUUUAAAAGUGAGCGCUCACUCUCACACACAACCCGUGUCACUGCGGUAACAACAACAACAACAACAACAACAACAACAGCCGCCUCUUCUUCACUCCACACCUCCACGUGUAAUGUGCUUUUCACGUAAAAGUAUCAGGAGAUACGGAGAGUUUUCCUUUUGACCAUUUUUAUUCCGAGAGACAUUCAGUCUCAGUAUUCAGACAGAGCAGUAUUUUUCAUAAAUUGCGAGGACAAAGGAGUAGUCAUAUUUUAAAAUUUUAUUUAACUUUGCAUGUUGAUAAUAUAUUCAUCUUGCCUUCCAAACAUACAGUAAGUGCACUCAUAUUACAGCUCAAGCCUUUUCUUUAUCUUUUCUUUCUGUUUUCCGUCCGCCCUGACAGGAGACUCGGGAAACGUCUGUGAGUUGUUUUCAGUCUCGUGUAUUGAUUGAUUGACGCGACGGGGGUCGGACUCUUCGCCUUUGUAACCGGCCGUAAAUUUAAAUGGCUUAAAGUUCUUCUGAAGUAUUUAAUGCGACACACUAUGACCUAUGAACGGUUUCAGGUUGAACGUUGGACUCUGUUGCGAUUAUUUUUUUGCAGCACAAAAGCUUGAAUUUUAGUCGCCAUUUAUUAAGGGGCUGCAACAUUUAAUCAGUUAUUAUUGGUUUCUGAAUGAAUCGUCAAUUAUUUUGACAAUCGAUUAAUAAUUGAUUGGAUUGUGUUUUUUUCUUCAAUAAUUAAUCAAGUUCUUUGAUUUUUCAGCUUCCUAAAUGUGAAUAUUUUCUGGUUUCUUCAAAGAAAUCAUUGGAAUGCAUUAAUUUUGCUUUGUGAGCAAAAGAAAGGUAUUUUAAGAACAUUGUUUCAUCAUUUCAAGGUAUUUUGGAAACAACGGUUAACAUAUUUUAUACAUUUUCCGACGUUUUAUGGACCAAACAGCUGAUUGAUUAAUUGAUGAAAUUAAUCGAUUAUCAAAAUAACGCUACUUGCAGCCCUACCAUACAAUUAUUAUUUAACUCAUUAUUCAGUAUUUGUUUAAAAAGCCGUAUUUGUGCAUUUAUGGUAAACAGUUAUUUUAUUUUCUAUCCUGUAAGGUCAGUUACAGGUGUGGGAUUGUUUUAAAAAGCAAAUCCUCCUGAAAUGACGCUACAUUUUGACAUUUUAAACAUUGCUUUUGUCUUUGUUUGUCCCAGAUCUGGCCUUUUUUUUUUUUUUUUUUUUUACAUUUACUCUUUAUGAGAUGUUUUUCUUUCCAGAGAGUAAAUAUGGAGAGGUAUUAGAUGUGAGAUGCAGCAGGAUUUGAAAAUACCUCAAAAUUUGCCAGAAGAGUAUUUUCAGGCAAGCGACCGAUCAAUGUAACGUCACAUCGUCAGGGUACAUUGUUUUUGGUUAUCCAGAGCAGGUUUGAAAGUGAAGCGCGGUGGCAUAUUAGAGAGGAUGUUUUAGAAAUCAGGACUUUAGAGGAGGAAAAAAAUCUUUUUCUUCCUGGUCUUAAUUUGUAAAGCAGCAUUUUCUGAUGUUUUGUAUACGACAGCUUCUACCUCCAUGGUAAAUGGCAGUGAUUGUUAAAUGAUGAAGAGUUGCAGGUAAUCUCAGUGCAAUGUAAAGUAGAAGAAAAAAACCUUAUAAGAUGUGUAUUAUUCCACAUGAUUAGAUUUUUAUAAAUUAUUUUGAGAGAGAUUGUGAGGCUAUGCGGUCAUAUUGACUCAACUGGCAAGUGAACGUUUGUAUGUAAGUGCUGUGUGAGCUCUUUUUUCCCCUCCCCUUGUACCUCUGUAAUCCUUUAAAUCACCACAAGGCUGAAGAAUGUUUUUUUUUGUUUUUUUCAACGCUCGUCAAAAAAAAAAUUUGUACUUUUGAUACUGUGUACAGCGACGCAAACCGUGUACAUACAGUAGCCACCACGACCCCUCGACCCCUCGACUCACAGCAUUUCUUAAGCCAUUACAUCUGUUUGGCAUGCAGUGGCCCAUGUGCCUUGCUGUUAUGUUUACGUAAAGUACUUACCAAUAAAUCGGUGCAUUUAAUUA
Molecule: messenger RNA, 5866 nt
Organism: Solea solea (common sole)
Lineage: Eukaryota; Metazoa; Chordata; Actinopteri; Pleuronectiformes; Soleidae
Gene: znf592
Product: zinc finger protein 592
Exons: 9
Coding region: 171-3905 (1244 amino acids)
Source: RefSeq, a predicted model, not a curated record